AUGGCGCCAUUAUGCCUUGUAGACCUAGACCUUACGAGGAAAAUAAACAACACUUCGAGUGAAUGUUGAAAAUCCAAAAGGUAAAUAGUAAACACUUUGAGGUUUGAGUUGAUCAUGAUCGACAAGCCGGUGCCAUGCCACGCGGGCGAAUUGAGGGGCAGCCCACAGUGCACCAGCCCACAGGCAAUCAAUGCUGAAGAUUUGUUGCCAGCGCAGCAAAGGCAAAAAAAGCCGCAGGAGAAAGUCGGUCAAGAGGAGGAACGUUGA
Hymenoscyphus albidus is the source of this 267-nucleotide messenger RNA. Lineage: Eukaryota; Fungi; Ascomycota; Leotiomycetes; Helotiales; Helotiaceae. The record is from the annotation of a GenBank genome assembly.